AUGACACUGCCACGCACAUGGCUGAAGACUCGCCAGAAAAAGUCCCCCAGAAACCCACCGAAUAACGUCAUGGUGAACAGUUGGGCGAGUCCAGAGUACGUAAAGAAUGGCUGGACUAAACUCUACCGCACUGGCGACAGGGGCCAUCUGACCCAACGUGGCGAGCUGGUGUUCGAUGGCAGGAUCGCAGGCGACACGCAAGUCAAGCUCCGUGGGAUACGGUUGGACCUACGGGACGUCGAGGCAAACAUCGUGCGAUUCUCAGAAGGCGCCGUAUCCGAGGCUGUCUGCUCCCUUCGAGGCGAGACCGCCGCCACAAGUUUUAUCGUGGCACACGUUCUUGCUACCAGUGCUGUCUCUGGCAACGACUGCCACGAAAACAUACAGGGUAACGAAGGUCCAGAGAGAGCGGAAGACAUGGAAAAGGUUGAUUUCCUGAGGCGUUUGCGGGACAAACUUCCCAUCCCGCAAUACAUGAAGCCCGCAAGACUCAUCCCGUUGCCGACCAUACCCAUGACGGUGCACGGAAAGAUUGAUCGCGUAUAUAUCGCGGCCAUGCCGUUGCCUGACGCAGCCACUGACUGGUCUGCCGUUGGCCACCACGAGCUGACAGAUGUCGAGAACAGGAUCGGGGCCGUGUGGGAGCGCUUGCUGCCCCGAGAGACGUUGCCUUCGCCUCUGAGCCCGUCCUCGGACUUUUUCAUGCUGGGCGGCAACUCACUCAUGCUUGUAGAGGUGCAAGCGCAUAUCCGAGCCGAUCUCAGCGUCAACAUCUCUCUGCGUGAUCUGUACCAGUGUGUUAUUCUCUCAGAAAUAGCCGCCAAGGUGGAUGAGUUGAUGGCUGUGCAGGCGUUGGACUGGGAAGCCGAGACGACUCCACCGCGUAUGGGAGAACUUGUCAAUGCCUCCUUCAGCGAAGAGGUCACUAUUCAAACGGAAAUGAAGUCAGGUCAUGUGGAGAUCAUUCUGACGGGUGCAACCGGUCAUCUGGGACCAUAUAUCCUCACACGCUUGCUGUCGAAUCCCGCCAUCACAAAGAUUCACUGCAUUGCUGUUCGUGAUCCUCAAAAGCUCCAGGCGCUCCUUGCAAACAGCAGCAUCACCGCGGGAGCAGACGCAGCAGACAGGGUCAUAAUCCACCCCGGCGACCUGACCCAACCGGACCUGGGGCUCACUCCCGACACCCUCGCCCGUCUUGCCACCACUGCAGCAGCCAUUAUUCACGCCGGCGCCGCUCGUCUAUCCUGGGAGACCUACGCCGUGCUGCGCCCCAUGAACCUGGAUCCCACACACGCCCUGCUGCGCCUCGCGGGCCGGCGGCACAUCCCCGUCCACUUCGUGUCCAGCGGCGGCGUCUUCCCGGCCACGCACGCGCCGCUCGAGAUGACCGCCGCCGAGCACAUACCCCCCGCGCUCGGCGCCGACGGCUACAUCGCGACAAAAUGGGCCGCCGAGCGCAUGCUGGAGCGGGCCGCCGCCGGAGGCCCGGGGGAAACUGAUUCUUCCGAGGCUGGUCUCGGAGUCCCCGUACGCAUCUACCGCACUGUGCGGUGCGCCGGGGAAGACCCGGCGUCAACGUUUGGUGAUGAGUUGCCCGAGGACAUUGCCGCUGCUAUGGCGGCGGCGAGCGUCGAGAGCAUGACUAUGCUCGACCACGGCGGGUAUGCGUGGUCGGGAUGGUUUGAUCUCGUGUCUGUCCACGAGGUUGCAGACCGGAUCUGCGAUGCCGUUGCGAGGGAUUUACCAUUCCAUGCCGACCCCGACGAAGAGACGGCAGAGCGUACGUGUGAGCCCGCCCUGCCACACGUCGCGUACACAAACAUCGUGGGAUCGUACCGCGUGUGGAAGGUGGACCAGUUGCAUCAGCUCGUGCUGCGCCCCGAGAUCCAGGCCAACAUGGGCAGGUUCAAGAUGGUGCCCCCGCAGAUCUGGCUGGGGGUGCUGAAGCGCUCGGGUUUCCCGUGGAUGAUGGGUGCCAGUGAGGCGGCAUAUAAGGACUGGGUUCAAAAUCGGCGUUAA
Molecule: messenger RNA, 2019 nt
Organism: Colletotrichum chrysophilum
Lineage: Eukaryota; Fungi; Ascomycota; Sordariomycetes; Glomerellales; Glomerellaceae
Product: putative secondary metabolism biosynthetic enzyme
Exons: 1
Coding region: 1-2019 (672 amino acids)
Source: RefSeq, a predicted model, not a curated record